Aspergillus mulundensis is the source of this 585-nucleotide messenger RNA. Its product is annotated as DUF4870 domain-containing protein. The transcript is spliced from 4 exons. The coding region runs from base 1 to 585 and encodes 194 amino acids. Lineage: Eukaryota; Fungi; Ascomycota; Eurotiomycetes; Eurotiales; Aspergillaceae. The record is from RefSeq and is a predicted model, not a curated record.
AUGAACUUCGCCCCUUAUCAGGACGAGUCGCCUGAGGUGGAGCGCGCGUUCUCACCAUCCCUCGAGAACCGCUCUAAAUCCCCCGUUGUUCGAUCACCUCUCAAUUCUCCCUCAAUUCCCGGGUUCACCUCCGCCGGCGGCCUACCAUCUCCCAGCCAGUUUGCGAGCAGCGGUCACAUUGACACCAGCGGCCAUGGAAAUACAGGAUAUGGCAGAGGGGACGUGGAGGGUGGCAGAUGGAAUCUAGGGGCUUUCGAAACUAGUUUGCCCAUUCGGAUGGAUGUUGAAGCUAUGCUGGCAUACCUGCUUCUUCCUCCUGCUGGUGGGGUGUUUUUGCUUCUACUUGAGCACAAGAGCGAUUACGUUCGAUUCCAUGCGUGGCAGUCAAGCAUGCUGUUUACUGUCAUCUUUAUAAUCCACCUUAUAUUCUCUUGGUCCAGCGUUCUCUCAUGGCUGCUGUUUGUUGGCGAUCUUGCAUUGAUCGGCUUCCUCAGCUUGAAAGCCUACCAAGAUGUUGAUACUCUCGAGCACUUUGAGGUCCCUAUUAUUGGUCCUCUCGCAAACUCAUUUGUCGACAAUGAAUAG